UGGGCGGAAACACUAUGUCUAUCCUGGAUACUACCUGCUUGGGAAAAUAAGUCCAGCUACAGUGUAUCCCUCUACAUGGGGAGCAGCGGGAAUGGCAGGAGAUCAAUUGAUAGUUCGAUCAGCCUCAGCAAGGCUCACCAAGACAUGUGCAAUUCGCGCCAAGCUCUUGAGGCCAGAACAGAAAAGCAUCAAGCCAUUGUUUUGGGAGUCACUUAUGACACCAGGGACAAGAAGCCCCGAAGAUCGCUGGGAAGAAACAAUUUGUGAGUACACCGCUAGGGCCCUUGAACCCGCUUGCACUUCUCAAGAUAGAAGAAAGAGGAAUGCCACAGAGGUGGACUACUCGAUGGGACAAGCUUGGAUGUCUCAGCCACAAAGACCGCGUCCCCACUGGAGGCAAAGGACUGAGAUUCAAAACGAUCAGGCCUUAGCAGAGAAUACUUUGGGUACACCUAUAACACUUGCUUCCACAUCCAUGACGGAGCCGGCUCAACUGGAUGAGCCUUGGGACAAGUGCUGGGCAAGGAUACAGAAGCACCAUAUUGAUCGCCGCCACAGGCACAUUGCCUGGCAAGUACUUCAUGGCACCUUAUCCUGUGGGGCUCUAGACGCUUAUCGUAAGGUGGUCAACUCCACACAGCACCAAGAGGCUGUUGUCUCUGCAGUGCAAGGCGCAAAAUGUGCGUUCUGCGAAGAUCACCUACACACGAUUUCUCACAUGCUUGUGCAUUGUCAAGUUGCCGCCCGAGUCUGGUCUUGGGCUGCUACGCUCUGGGCUUUGGCCACAGCAAAUCCAGCUCCACUGAUUUUACCUAGUCUCAUACUGGUAGAUGACCGCAGAGGUUGGGAAGUCUCAAAAGAGGCGGCAGAGCUCUGGACAGACAUUAGAGUAAUUGUCCUGGCAGGACUGUUCACAACCUCGGAACAAAGAAGGAAAGGUUUGCCAGUGACGACGUUCACGGUAGCAGCAUAUGUUGUGCACCAUAUUAGAGGCUAUAUCAUUCGGGACUGGCAAAGGACAGUCCAGUCUGCUGAUUCCAGUAAUGUCAGUGCAAGACUAGCACAGGACAUUUGUUGCACAUCAUGGCUCCGCGGCCGUAGCCCGCGCAUGGACUUGACUGCCUUUAUUAAGAAAUGGGGUAAGACAAGUGCCUUCUGU
Rubroshorea leprosula is the source of this 1159-nucleotide messenger RNA. Lineage: Eukaryota; Viridiplantae; Streptophyta; Magnoliopsida; Malvales; Dipterocarpaceae. The record is from the annotation of a GenBank genome assembly.